AGGUUUGAUAUGGGAAAACAAGAAGAGAUAAAUCCAGAGAUCGUUUAUGGAAAUGUUUUGAAAUUUUAUCAGGCCGGUGAUUUUGAAAAAGCACUGUCUAAUGCUCGGAAGAUUGGGAGGCAAUGCAGAGAUGAUAAAAUAGCACAAGAAUGCAUAGCAAUCUGCUGUCUUCAAUUGGACCGGUUUGAUGAUUGCCUGGAUGUAAUAGAUAAAAAGAAGCUCAAUCUGCGCUUUGAGAAAGCGUACUGUUUGUACAGGAUGAAUAAGACAAUCGAAAGUCGAGAAGUAUUGACGAAGGCUACGGACUUAGACACCCGAGAAAAGGAGUUACUAGCUCAAAUAUUUUAUCGCCUCGAACAAUUUGAUGAUUGCAUAGAGGUUUAUGAAGACUUGAUCAAAAAUGUUCACGAUGAUCAUGACGAAGAAAGAUUGAGCAAUUGCGCCGCUGCGCUCGCCGCUAGGGAACAAAGUAUUGCGGAUGGAAAAUUUCCGCAGGUGGCUAAAGCUAUGUUUAAUCAGGACAGCGGUGUUGCGUACGAGCUCUUAUAUAACGAAGCAUGUGGAUAUGCGGCAUGUGGUGACUUCGAAAAAGCGGAAAAGUUGCUUCAAAACAGCGUAAAAGAGUUCACGGCAACAAACGAAGAAGACAUGACUGAAGAAGAACUGAAUCAAGAAUUAGCGAUCAUUCGCAGUCAGCUGGGUUAUGUUCUGCAAAUGAAAGGAAACACUGACGAAGCUCUUGAAGUUUUCAACCAGACUGGCAAAGCCGCAAGUGACGAUCCAGGGACUUCAGUGACAAUUGCCAGCAAUUUAAUAACUCUGAAUAAAUCUGCGACGGUGUUUGAAAACAAGAGACGUGUAAAAACUAUAACAGCCCCUGCAAAUCGACAGAAAUUGUCAUCUGUGCAAAAGAAAUUGAUUGAUUACAAUAUCAGUCUGUUUUAUCUAAACAAUAAUCAAGUCGAUGCUGGCAGAAAAGGUUUGCAAGAUUUCACAAAUAAUUAUCCCAAUGAUUCGAAUCUGCUACCACUGCUUACAACUGCGGUUAUGGUUCGAGACAAGAAAUAUAAGGACGCAGUUUCUUAUCUCGCCAAUUUUCCAAAUCUGGAUCUGCUAGUUGCCCAAGUUUACAUGCAACAGGGAAACAUGACCGAGACUGCGAAUUCUUUAAAAACUUGCAAAAAUAAAAACGACUUGGCGAUCGUUUCUGCAUUAGUUUCUUUGUAUCUUUCUUUCGAAGAAGUGUCAUCAGCUGAAGAAAUAAUUAAGCAGUUUUUGGCAUCUAACCAAAACCAGGCAAAAGAGCAAAAGGCUCUUAUUUUGAGAAGUAUCGCGGAAGAACUGAUUGAGAGAGAAAUGUAUACCAGAGCAAUUGAGUACCUGGAACAAUUGCUCCAGAUAUUGGGUCCUCAAUCAGACAUUUUAGCCCAACUAAUUACUUGCAGUUCUAAAGUCGACACAAAGCUGGUCAAGAAAUACAGCGAAAAUCUGGUCUCAAUCGAGCAACUAGUUGGCGAAUGCGAUGUUGAAGAGUUGUCGAAGACCUCUGAUAUGUUCCUGUCAAAUAAGUACGCCCUGAAGAAAGCAGGUAAAGCUGCUACUAAUCAAGGAGCGGACAAUGAACUAGCUAAGAAAAAGAAAAGAAAGAAGAAACCCAGACUUCCUAAAACCUUCGACCCUAACGUCCAGCCGGAUCCCGAACGCUGGCUGCCAAAAUGGGAAAGAAGUGCGUUUAAGAAAUCGAGGAAGAAGAAAGACAAGCAUGAUGUUGGCAAAGGGACUCAGGGAGGAACAUCUGGAGGUUCUGUGUACGACCACUCGGGUCCGAAAGCCCAGGCAGCUCAAGCCGCAUCAAGUGCGCCUGAUUCGCCGAAGGUGACUUCAGGUGCUAGACCGAAAACAGCUCAGUCGAAGCGCAGAGGAGGAAAGAAACGGUAAACUUCGGUUUGCAAUGAAUUAAUUGAGUUUUUGAUUUCAAAGCUAGGAAUUAAGUUUAAUCAGUAAUUGAAGUUUGCUGUAUUUUUGAUUUCUUAUUUAAAUAAGUGUUAUUAAUGGU
Molecule: messenger RNA, 2056 nt
Organism: Symsagittifera roscoffensis
Lineage: Eukaryota; Metazoa; Xenacoelomorpha; Acoela; Convolutidae
Product: signal recognition particle subunit SRP72-like
Exons: 1
Coding region: 10-1938 (642 amino acids)
Biological process (GO): SRP-dependent cotranslational protein targeting to membrane
Cellular component (GO): signal recognition particle, endoplasmic reticulum targeting
Molecular function (GO): protein binding; ribosome binding; 7S RNA binding
Source: RefSeq, a predicted model, not a curated record